Messenger RNA from Stylophora pistillata, 2294 nucleotides. RefSeq lists its product as uncharacterized. The record is from RefSeq and is a predicted model, not a curated record. NCBI's taxonomy places the organism in Eukaryota, Metazoa, Cnidaria, Anthozoa, Scleractinia, Pocilloporidae.
AUGGCAGAAGCUGAUGGGAGAUACUGGUGCGAAUUACUGUCAUCUGAUAAAUACAUAAACUCCGAAGACUUCAAUAAAAACAUGACGUCUCGUCAUCUAUUCAAAAAGGUUCCGUGUGCAACGUCGUGCAAACAGCUCUAUGAAGCAAAAAAGUUUAACAAAACUCAAAUGGCCACCCUAAGAUUUGGUUCAACACCUACUUCUGUCAUGUGUCACGUGGGAGAUUUUGGAUGUGGGCCUGGGGCAUGGACAACCGUGCUGAAGACUGAUGGCAAUAAGAAAACCUUCCGUUUCGACUCCGCUUACUGGAGUAAUACAAACGAAUAUAAGCUCGAUGGAGGUUCAACUGGGUUUGACACACAAGAAACCAAGCUGUCGACCUAUUGGAACACGCCUUUCUCUCAAAUCUGUCUCGGUAUGAAGGUCAGCGAGCAACUUAAUUUCGUUGUCCUCAACAAACAAGCCAGCUCUCUGUUCUCACUAAUCGCUGACGGGUCUAACCGCUCCACCUCACUGGCUCGUUACACAUGGAAAACGCUCCUUGGUUCAAAGGGCUCCUUACAGUUGCGGUGGAACAAGCAGGGUUUUAACUCAGUAUGUAAACAAUGUAGAGUCAGAAUCGGUAUCGUGUCCAAUAACGAGUACAACUGUGAAAGCUGUGAUUCCAGAAUUGGCUUUGGUGCAAGUGGACCUCCGUAUGACUCCAGCACAUGUGGUAACGAAGCUAAAUGGUACCCUGAUAAUGGAAAUAGAAACAUAAAAGCUAUGGGCUACGUAUUAGUGCAGUAAAAUGCAAAUUGUAGACACACUCCACCAAGAAAGUGUAAAAGAAGGAACCUUAACAAUUCUUUUGAACAGCGAUAGCGCUUCCUUUAGGAAAAAGAACUAUUUAUUUCAUUUUGUCCAGUUUACCAAGAUAUUUCAACUACUUGAGCACCUCUCGGGAGUUUGGGACAUGGAUUGUUUUAUUUCUAAAUAAUAAUUGUGCUUUGUUUGUUCGUUUUUUUAAUCUUAAUGAAUAUUCCCCGUAUGAUAAAGGAAUUGAGGGAGUCACCCCUAUCAAAAUAAUCCAUAUCCAACAUCAGUGAGCUACGUGCCUAGCUUUUUUAGCCUAUGCAGGUUCUAUUUCAGAGCUCGAAAAAAGAAAAAAAAUACCAAUACAGUAUGUACUAAGAUAGUUCAUAGCGUUGAAGGUGUACUCUGAAUGGCUACUCAAACUCCAAAUAUCCUUUUGUAUUCACCUCCGAACAACUCGAGCGGGAUUUGCGCCCAAAAAUAUUGUAAUCAUUGCAGAAAUAAAUAGGUUUGAUUCAUCUUAGUGUGUUAUUAUAUCUCAUUGUUUCGAUUUAUACUAAAACAAUUGGUCACCCCAGUGCCGGAGGCUACUGGUAGAUAUUUACCCCGCUGCUUAGUAGCUUGUUAAAUAUCUGCCACUAACCACCUCAACUUCAGCGAAUAGUUGUUAAUUGGAAUCAAGAGCGAAGUAAAGUCGCCAUGCGUUGAAGAUUUAUGAUUCACGAUUUUUACAGUGGAUCGGCGAGAUGGGGAUGCGUUAUCACUCCCAUGACUGCGGCAUUCGAAAAGAAUGCUCUGCAGGGGCAAUGUCAGUUUUCCUUUAGACUCGCAAAAGAAAAGUACUGGAAGAGUCCUUUACGGAGAAAUUUUAUCAGAGAGUAAUCGAACUGUCCCGUCGAAAAUUAUUCCAUUGCGUAAGUUUAUGUUUUAAGGAAGUAAAACUAGCCUCAAAAGUUUGUGUAACUGACGCAAUAGAGCAGCGCGCGACCUUCAAUUUAGCUGCACGCGCGGCCUCGUAACAUUACGUUUUAGUUUAAAGAAUUUAUUAUCUUUCAUUAGAACUAAAGCGAAAGCGCCGUGACAGCCCGCAAGCUGUAUAGAGGUUUAGUUGUUUUUCUUCUCAUAUCAGUUAACGCAAAAUAUUUCAACUGAAAGCGAAGCUUUAGCUGCCGUGCUUAAAACCUGUUCAUUGUUCUUGUGAUAGCAGCAAUAAGGUUAAUAUUUUAUGCCUUUUUAGUUUAUUUAAUUAGGCAAUUUGUAUCCGUUUUCCUUUGAUUGUGAAUUAUCGUUUUCUUGAAGUAAGUUAAGACUUAAAAAUUUUAGUCUAAGCGAAAGUUACUUACGAAAUCGUUGUACCGUUAAUUGUAAAUCGUUAUUUUAUUUCUCAUUUGUAAUUUGUUUGUACUUUUAUUUUAGUUCUCACAGUGUUCGUUUAGCAAAGUGUUCAUGGUUAAAGAAGUUGAAUCAAUUUUACGAACAUCAGUUUGUGAACGUUGUGA